Molecule: messenger RNA, 1422 nt
Organism: Papilio machaon (common yellow swallowtail)
Lineage: Eukaryota; Metazoa; Arthropoda; Insecta; Lepidoptera; Papilionidae
Product: hsp70-binding protein 1
Exons: 6
Coding region: 220-1281 (353 amino acids)
Source: RefSeq, a predicted model, not a curated record
GAUUUCGUCGUAUUCAUGUUUAAAUUUUUCUUCUGGAUAAAUCCCAAUGGUUCUAGAAAUUGACUAAUCGAUGAAUAAAUUUGAUUUUUUAUUCACGUGAUAAUUUAAAUUAGAACUUGGGAGUUACUGUUUGAAGUCAUACAGUGUUUUUGUAUUCAUGCAGUAGUGUGGAUCAGACGUGUUUUAUUUUCACGUAUUUGUGUUAAAAAUCUUAAGAAGAUGGAGGCGAAUAAUUCAGGGAACCAGGUGGCAGGAGCUCUGACGUAUCCAGACAGGAAUGAUGACAAUGUGGAGUCAGUUCCCAUUCAGCCUCGGCAACCGAGUAACUUGCAGGGCUUGUUACGCUUUGCUAUGGAGGCUACAAAAAGUGAAGACGCUCCAGGUACAUCCGAAUUCAGUCCAAUGGAUGAUGAGAGGAGGACAUUUUUGGAGGAAGCUCUUAAAAGUCUGACAGUUGAUGUACCUAAGGUGUUGAUGGAUGCUGUCAAAGUGCUGUCAGAUGCGGAGAAGAUGAACAGCAUCCAGCUGGGUCAGGAACUACCAGAUGAUGUUGCGGCGGCUUUCUUUAACAUUCAAGAGUUUAUUUGUGACAUUGAUGUGGCUAAUGAUUUCCACAAGAUAGGAGGGUUCUCGAUAUUUCCUAUCUGCCUGAGCAGUGAGAAUGCGACGGUGCGCAUGGAGGCACUUACCAUCUUGGCGGAGAUGUGCCAGAACAAUCCGUACGGGCAGGCGCGCGCACUAGACGCAGGUCUGAUGUACAUGCUGGUGCAGCUGGCCAACACCGAGGAGGGCAACUUCCUUGUCACCUGUUUAUAUGCUAUCUCUUGUAUGUGUCGCGGCUACGGACCAGCUUGCGACGAACUGUUCGCUAACGGUGGGGGCGCGCUGCUUUCAGAUUUAGUGCGCAACCCAAACAUACGAGUGCGUACCAAAGCCGCCUUCCUCGUCUCCUUCCUCGCCAUCAAUCAUCCCUCUGCUAAAGAGAUCUUUUUGGAGAACAACGUAAUUGGAAACAUAGCGACAUCGCUUGACAGGGGAUUAGACGGCAGCACGUCCUGUACCCUGCACGCGCUACAUGCACUACUGCAAGGCCAGGAACUCCCUCCCCAGGUGAACGACCCGAAAAUCAAAUUGAAGAAGGUUCUAGAAAAACUGGAAAACACCAAAGAGAUUAAAUACGCUGAGUACACAGAUGAAAGGAAAGUUUUAAAGAAUAUUAUGAAGAUUUUAAAGAACGUUCCAGAAGUUGAAGAUGUGAACGAUGAGGAGGCAGAUAGAUAAAUACAUUGAUGGAUGGAUGGACCGAUAGAUGGAUGACAAAACUGCAGUUUUCGAAGAAAUUUCGAAUGGAGUGUAUGGACUUGAUGUAUUUGACGACGAGUUUGUUUCUUGUGUAAAUGUCGAUUUAUCUUGAUAUUAAUA